Messenger RNA from Myzus persicae (green peach aphid), 1967 nucleotides. RefSeq lists its product as uncharacterized. The transcript is spliced from 8 exons. Bases 297 to 1967 code for a protein of 556 amino acids. The record is from RefSeq and is a predicted model, not a curated record. NCBI's taxonomy places the organism in Eukaryota, Metazoa, Arthropoda, Insecta, Hemiptera, Aphididae.
GAGGGAGGUGCAAUAAUGCAAUAAUUCUACAAUAAUUUUAUCAGUAGGACAAAAAUAUUGUCAAUGUGAUAAUUUACUACACGCAACCGGCUACACGUAUAUUUUGUUCUUUGUUGUUCUCCGUUCUCCGUGCAGACGUGAACUCAUCUUUCUGGCUUUCUGCAGAUUUUACAGUGUUACAGUGUGUAUUACUUACACUAAUACUACAAGUGUUUUCCGGUGUAUUCGCAGACAGGUGCUUGCUGUCGACGCUUCUUUUAGUGCUUAGUGUAUAGCAUUAGUGUUAGAUUUAAGCUAUGGCAGACCAAACCAGCGAGGUUAUGGAAGAUAAUAGUGCUUAUAAUAUUCUAACACCUGAUGAUAAAAUUGAAAAUAACAUUGUAAUUGAAGUUAAUGAAUUAAAUAACAUGCCAGUAGUGAUGCAAUUAUUGUAUGACUAUAAUUAUCCAGUAGAAGAUCUUCAACGUGUGCUUGACUUAUUAAAGACGUGGAAGUUAGAGUUCUUAUAUCAAACAUUAGUUGAUGAAUUUAUUGAUAUAGAAGCGUUGCAAAUCAUACAAAAGGAUCAUAUUAAUGAAUUGAUAUCAAAGUUUCCUAUUGGUAUAAAAGCAAAAUUUACUCAUAAACUUCAAGAAUGGCAAAAAUACAAUUCAACUGUAAAUUUGCCGGUAAAUAAUCUUUCAUCAACAUCAGUUCAGCAUACAACACCACCAAAUUUGCCAGUAAAUAAUCUCUCAUCAAUAUCAGUUCAGCAUACAACACCGUCUAUUAAAAUAUGUUUGCAAGAAGUUUUAAAUUCAACAACAACUGGAAAAAUGAUCUUGGAUUACUACAAAAACAAUAAAAAAUUAAACAAUAAUAUAAGAACAUUAUUGGUUGAUGCAAUUAUUAGUUACAUAAUAACAAAACAAAUUCCAAUGUCUGUAAAUCUGGCCUCCAGUAUUGGAUCAGAUAUUGUUAAAAUGUUUCAAACUGAAGUGAAGGAUACUUAUUUUAUGAAAGAUGGUUUGAAUAAAAAUCCAAAAGGAAAGCUAUAUUCUAAAUAUUAUAAUUCCAUGAGAACUCUUAAAGUUAGUGGUUUGGUACCCAGUAAAGAACCUUCUUUCAAAACAAUAUCACACAGUAGACAUGAUAUUGAAUUUGAACCUGAAGAUGACAUAAAUUAUAUCCUGGAUAAAAUAAUGUAUGAUGAUAAUUGCUCGUUUCCUGAACUUGAAAAUUUGUGGAAACAAACCACAAAACAUAGACUACAUGAAAUUCAAAAAACUUCCUCUACUGCAGAAAUUCUUCAAAAAUGGAAGAGUUAUACUCAACCUCUUGGUUAUAGACUUAUUGAUAUUGAUUUUAAUACACUUUACCCUGAUUGUCCUGAUCUUAAAUGUGUAUUGGAAAUGAAGUUUCAAAAAGUAAUUAAAUUAUUAAACGAACAAACUAAAGACGUAGCUAGUAAAAAAUUACUGCAAAACCUUAAUGACAAUAUAACUACUAUCAGUGAAAAUGAAAAACAUGCAGUCCUGUUUUAUUUAUUGCAUACAAUUUUUGUUCCAACUAGUAAGAAAAUAACAAGAGACGAUAAUGGCAAAAAAAACCUGGUCAAGUAUUCAAUAAAGGAUAGUCAAGACAGUUUUAUGAUUUUCAAAUCCUCAAUAGCUGAAAUUGAAGAAUAUAUAACUAAGCGUCGUAAUGAAAAUACACCGAUCCAACCUUUUAUAUUGAUUUGUGGUACUCCCAGUAAACCUAAAGAAAUAAUUGUAUUUUUUGAUUGUAUAAAAUUUAAACUUUUUUCAAUAUCAUCUGCAAUUGAUGUAUGCUUUAAAAUUUUUCAUAUUUUCAAUCUAGAAUAUCCACCACAAUCAUCAAUUGUAUGGCUUUUUAUACAAAAAUAUUUUUAUUUACUCAGUACAAAAUAUGAUAAAGCCUAUCAUACAUUGGGUCAGAUUUUAUCAGAUUUAAACACUGCAGAAUGA